AUGACUGGAGCUUCGAAGUCCUCGGGCGCAAGACGCUUCAUGAGGCCCGGCCUCCGCCAGGCAACCUUGAUACUGCCCAAGACGGGCGAGCGUGUCAAACGGACCUUCACUUUGCGAUCGCCCACCCACGACGACGAAGAAGAUGCGGACGACAGCACGCCCCUCCUUGGGAACCACUCCGCCCCGCAACAGCACACAGGACCACUCGGACGCGCCGUAAACAAAGCGAAACAUGGAUCCAAGGUCGUCUACGGCUUUGCCACGUCCAAACUGGGACGGAGCAUGUUGAAAUGCUCCAUCGCAUACCUGCUGGGCAGUAUGGCGACAUUCGUCCCCCCACUACACGAGUUCUUGGGGAAAAAUGACGGAAAGCAUAUGGUUGCUACCAUCACCGUCUAUUUCCAUCCGGCUAGGUCUGCUGGCAGUAUGCUGGAAGCCACCAUGCUUGCCCUCAUCGCAUUCCUCUAUGCCUCUUUUAUAUCCUUUACAAGCAUGGCUGUUUCUGUCGCCUUCGGCAGGUUGGGUAUGCUUGAACUGGGACAUGCCAUCGUGCUCGUUGUGUUUUGCGGUGGUGGUUUAGGGUUUAUUGGUUGGUUUAAACAGAGGCUGGGGAACCCUCUCGUCAACGUCGCCUGCUCGUUGGCAUCUCUCGCCUGCAUCACAAUUUUGACCAAAGAGGGCUCCAUCCAAGCAGCCAAGUUCUCUUACGACAAGAUCUUCCAAGUCCUCAAAAUGGUGAUCAUGGGCAUCAUUGCAACCACCGGAGUCAGCUUGCUCAUCCAACCUAUCUCGGCUCGGAAGAACCUGCGCGAGGAUUUUAUGAAAACGACAGACUCGAUUGGAGAUAUGUUAACCAUGAUCACUCGAAGUUUUCUCUCAGGAUUCGAGGAAGAUCUCAAACAUCCCGAUUAUGUGGAAGCUGCUGAAAAAUACAAAUCUGUUUUUAACUCCCUAACUAAAAAUUUGGGAGAAGCCAAAAUGGAGCAUUACCUUCUAGGCACGGAGAAGGAAUACUGGAUUGAGGCGCGACUUGUCAGGUGUAUGGAACGCCUUGCUCAAGACGUGGGUGGCUUGCGAGGAGCCGCCCUUACCCAGUUCGCUCUUAUCUCCAAGCAUCCUGGUACUACCGCGUCAACUGCCAUCUCUAGAAUAAAUUCUGGAGACUUUAACACUACCCUUUUCCAGUCUCCGGAAACCACUCACACUCAUCUCAGUAGUCUCGCGGCUAUUAGUGAGGUUGAUGAGGAGAGUGACCGUGCAAGCCAAUCCUCUGGAGCCGGGGCUUCGACAGCGCCAAGCGGAGGCUUAACCGCUGAGACACCGUCUGAUAUCUUCUCUAUGUUCAUCGCGCACCUUGGUCCUUCUAUGAAGUCCCUGGCAUUUACUUUGAAGGCAGUUCUUGACGACCUCCCAUUCAGCGAAGGCCCGGAGUACCUCAUUUCCGUGAAUAGCAACUUCCGCAGCAGCUUGCUCCAAGCCAACGAGCUUUUCGUAAAGGCAAGAAAGCAGGCACUGGCUGAUCUCUACACUAGCCGGGUUCCAGGUCAGACCAAGCGAAUGGAGAUCCUGGCGGACUACGAGGAGGUGGCUGCUUGCUGUGGCUACUUCAGUUCUGCCUUGGAGGAUUUUGCAGAAGACAUGAUCACCUACCUUGACAUCCUGGAAGAACUUAAGGAUAAUUUGGAUCGCAAGCCUCAUAGCCGUUCCUGGAAUUGGCUCCUGUUUUGGCGCAAGAGUAAGCAUAGCAAUGAUGACUUGAGCCGCCCGGAAACACCAAAUGCAGUCGAACAAAGUGCGGAACAAGGCAUGUCACAGGGAAUGCCGAAUCCAGCAAGACGGGCCAGCGUGGCUGUCAAUUCUCCUUCGAAGUUGGAGAAGAGGAGUCACCGUAUGGCCUUUAAUCUGUGGGUGCGCCUUGGCUUCUUCCGGAGAGAAGACAUCAAAUAUGCCAUCAAAACCGGCAUCGGUGCCAUAUUAUUCGCAAUGUGGGCCUAUAUUCCGGAAACGAGGCCGUACUAUAGCCAUUGGCGUGGCGAGUGGGGUUUGCUGUCGUACAUGCUCGUUUGUGCGAUGACUAUUGGCGCCUCUAACACGACUGGCUACCAGCGUUUCCUGGGUACCUGCAUGGGAGCAGUCUGCGCUAUUGUUGCAUGGAUCGCCGCGCACAAUAACCCCUUUGUUCUAGCUUUCUUUGGAUGGCUUGUAUCCUUUGGCUGCUUCUACAUCAUUAUCGGCAAGGGCAAGGGACCCAUGGGUCGCUUUAUCUUACUAACGUACAACCUAUCCGCACUCUAUGCCUACUCGCUUUCUAUUCAGGACAACGACGACGAUGGGGAUGACGAAGGGGGUGUCAGCCCCGAGAUCUGGGAAAUCACACUUCACAGAGUCUGCGCUGUUAUGGCUGGAUGCAUAUGGGGAAUCAUCGUGACCCGUGUUAUCUGGCCUACCAGUGCCCGACAGAAGAUCAAAGAGGGGAUCUGCAUCCUCUGGCUUCGUAUGGGCUUGAUCUGGAAGAGAGAUCCGCUGACUAUAGUGCUCGACGGUGCCUCCAAACAUUCUUACUACGACAUCAGAGAAUCCAUUGAACUUCAACGUUUCCUGACCCAUCUGGAAGCUUUGCGCAAGUCGGCUACGUCUGAGUUCGAACUUCAAGGACCUUUCCCCAACAAAGUCUACGGCAGGUUGCUCCAGGCUACUGGACGCAUGUUGGAUGCUUUCCACGCGAUGAACGUGGUCAUUACAAAGGAUCUCAAGGCAAGCUCGGGAGAAGCCGAGCUGCUUCGAUACACCAGCUCGGAACGUAUGCAGUUGUCUGCGCGUAUCAGCCAUUUGUUCUCAGUGCUGGCAUCUUCAAUGAAACUGGAAUAUCCGCUCAGCGAUGCACUGCCCAACAUUGAACACACGCGCGACAGACUGUUGGCCAAGAUUUACGAGUUCAGAAAGAAUCCCGAGAAGAAUGAGCUUGCUACCGACGAGGACUAUGAGUUGCUGUACGCGUAUGCGCUGGUUACUGGACAAUUGGCAAGCGACAUCAAAGAGUUGGGACGGGAUAUUGAACAGCUGUACGGGACGCUGAACGAGGACGUGCUGAAGCUUCAGUGA
Messenger RNA from Aplosporella prunicola CBS 121167, 3102 nucleotides. RefSeq lists its product as uncharacterized. Lineage: Eukaryota; Fungi; Ascomycota; Dothideomycetes; Botryosphaeriales; Aplosporellaceae. The record is from RefSeq and is a predicted model, not a curated record. Bases 1 to 3102 code for a protein of 1033 amino acids. The transcript has 4 exons.